Molecule: messenger RNA, 1408 nt
Organism: Durusdinium trenchii
Lineage: Eukaryota; Dinophyceae; Suessiales; Symbiodiniaceae
Source: the annotation of a GenBank genome assembly
GCUGGGAGCAUCGCCACCCUCCUUGCCGUCGGGCCGCUUGUGCUUCGCCAUGUCGGAUGGAACUGGAAGAUAUGCUGUGCCCAGCCAUGCCGCAUCCCUGCUGGACGUGCGGGCGAAGCGAAGAGAGGCCUAUCAGUCUCAACGAAGCGGCUGGGGAUCUUGCGGCAGGAGAUAUGGUGCCGCCUUUUUUCUGGUGGACGUGGUGCUUUGCCCCGUCUUCGCUCUCUUCUCCGUGUUCCGACAGCUGCUUCGCCUUUGGUGGAAGUCCUUCACCGCUUGGCUCUCAUGCAUGGAUUGCCACUUCUUCCUUGGCGCUCUGGCGGCGGUUUUGCUGUGUGCUUGGACGGCCUGGCAGAGCUGUGAUGCUCCGGCACAGCUAUCCAGCGUUCAAGCGGCGCCUCGUGUGUUGCUUCUGUGUUGCUUCGCAAAAUGGGGGCAACCUCAGAAAGGAACCACACCUGGAGCGUCAUCUUCGCUUAGUGUGCAGCUUCGAAUCUCCCUUGGCUUCGCAGGCCUGGGAGUUGCUCAAGAGCACCAGCAGCAGUCUGACGCUGCAUUGGGUAUGGUUUGUCGCUUCCCUUCAAGAGAUUGAACAUCGCGUGGCAUUGCUGCUGUUGCAGGGCCGAUGCCCGUCGCCUGGUAUGAACGGUGCCGGCAGCUUGGGGAAUGGAAUGGCAGACACAGACACGACCCAACUGUAGGUGAGCAAACCAGGGUGGAAUUGCAGGUUAAAGAGCAUGCACAUGAUGUACUUAGCCAAAACAACAAACAAGAAACAACAAUGUUAAUACAAUGACGAUAGGGUUCACCAAAACCCGCAAGGAUUACCAGGGCAUGAAUCCACUGGGGUCACAUGUCGUUUCUUCCUGUUUUGACCUGAAGGUCCCCGGGUGUUGUGGCAGAACAAGCACGAGCCUGAUGAGCAUGUCCCAUUGAUUGAUUGGGGCGUGUUCUCACCUUCCUGUUGGCUGUACCCACGUUGGCUUCUCAGAACCUAAAAGUGGAGCAUGCCAUUUGCAGGCCACGUGCUUUGGCACAUGGUCACCCCAUGUGAACUCCAGGCCCGUUCCGAUCACCACGGCACCAGGUUUCGUGACCUGGAUGAAGCUCAACAAGCUUGCCAGUCGUGUCGGGAGUGUUUGGUUUCGCAUCCAGCGAACUCACAAACGCUCUCGAUGGAUUCCAAGGGAUUUGUGGCUGACACCGGUGAGUUGGCACAGAUGCAGUAACCAUUAUAGCAAAUCCGAGCAUGACCUUGUUUUAUCAUUUUUUAGUGACUUCCUAUAACCUAUAACUACAGGGUUACCAUGCUUUAUGCUAAGAUGAGCUGUAUUGAAAAAAUAUUAAUGAUCAAAUUGACAUGUUUUGUUUAACCUUCAGGCCUUUUGUAGGAUUUCACCGAGAAACA